AUGCGGCUGUUGCAAUAUUUACUUCUGAUCGCAUUCUGUCAGAUCUCUCACUUGAAACGGCAUCAUCACUUAUACAAAGGACGAAAAUAUGACUUGACCUUAUUUAUAAGAAACCACAAUGUUAGUGACGCUACCUUUUUCCGUUUAGUCGGAGUAGAUAAUACAGCUGAUUUCAAUGUUACUGCCGGUAACACCUUUGAGCACACCUUUGAGGUCCGUCGAAAAGGAUAUUGGACCUUGUUUGUAGAAUUUCCGGGAGACCGAUAUGCGAAAUCUCCGCGUAAGAUAAUUUCAAGAGAUUCUUAUAGGAAAUGGGUAAUGGAAGUUUAUUAUUACCCGGGUGCAGUAGGGUUCAGCGAGUGGCAUAAGCUGAGCAGAAAGAGAGAAGCUCGUUUGUUGGAGAAGCACUAA
Auanema sp. JU1783 is the source of this 411-nucleotide messenger RNA. NCBI's taxonomy places the organism in Eukaryota, Metazoa, Nematoda, Chromadorea, Rhabditida, Rhabditidae. The record is from the annotation of a GenBank genome assembly.